UCCCAACGGUCUUCUUGAAUCCUCUUUGUUGUCAGCUCCUUCAACAACAACAACAAAGAAACGUUGCAUUUCACCUGUGAUUUCAUUCACUAUAAUCUCUCUCUCUCUUUAUUUUCCCAUUUCUCCUAUUUUUGUACAAACUGUGCUCUAACUGAGUCUUAAACUCUCUUUCUUCUUGCUCCCUUUUGGUUUUUUUUUUUUUUUUUUCUGUAACCUAUUUUUGGUAGUCUUUAUGGAGAUAGCCAUUAUUGAUUGGAAAAGCGUUGAUUCAAGAUUUGUUAAAGAUGAUCUUUAUGAACAUUUUAACGCUCCAAAAUGGGUUGAUUUCUUUGCCCCUGAUGUUCCUGUCGAUGAUGAUGCUUGGUUCUGCAGACCUGAGUGUAAUCAUCCAAAGAUAGUGGAAGAUUUCUACAAAGUAGCUACCCCUUCCUCCUCCUCCUCUAAGCUUCAAAGGUCAGCUAGUGUAUCUGAUAUUCCUCUUGGGGAACGAAAUAGGAGAGAUGCAACACUGAAGAAGAGAGGGCAAAUUCAACCAUCAGUAUCAUUGAAUAAGGACUUGAAAUGUGAUAAGAUAAUUGAAGAUAGUGAAAACCAGAAUCCCAAUUUCGCAACCCCUCCAAGGUUGUUCAGAAGUAAAUUGAUGAAACAAACAAUCAAGUCGAGCGCAGAGAAGAAUGAAAAAGAAGAAGAGAUACCAAAGUUGAGAAGCACUAUGUCAGCUAGGAAUCUAUUUGCUGGUGGGGAUUUGUUGAACAAGGUUUCUGAGUUUUGCAAUGAGCUGAAGAGACUAGUAGUCACCAGGACUAAAGAGAGAGAGAAGGGUAUAGAUGAGAACUUGGAAACAAGUCCACUGAUGGGAAAUAAACCAAAGGCAAAAGAUUGUCUUGUUGAUGAUGAGCAAAGGGAAAGGAAGCCAUUACUUGAGAUGACUAAAGAGACUAAUGAAAUAGUGGCAAAGAGCAACAACAUUAAGGAGAAGCAGAAAAGGAAACUGAGAAAUGAUAAUGCAGAAAAUACUCCAAUAUUUGUGGAUGUGAAGAACAUUAAGCGCAAAGAUGAAGAAAUCUUGUCCCAAAUCCGCACAAAUCCUCCAACUCCUCAGUGUUUCUCAGCCAGCCGUGGAAUUACAAAGGCCACUCCAUCUAAGGCUCUGAAAUCUAGGCCUCUGGAGUCAAGGGGGAUCCUUCAAGAACUGGAACAGAGCAGCAAUGAAGGGAAGAGACAGGAAGAUACAGGAAAAAUGAUGAGUAAUAAUCAACAAGGGCAGAGAGGUGGUCCGAUUGUUGUUGAAAAAGAAGCUGCAAGACCUUUGGAUGUUUUCUGGUUCUUGAAGCCUUGCACACUUUCCAGCUAAUAGAUAAAGACACUGUUGCUGCACAAGUGUUAUUCCUUCAUACUUAAAGUGUCAUUUUGUUUUCCAUAGACAAAUUCAUUCAUUCUUUAUAGUUCUGAUACACUCAAUCAAUCUAUUGAUUUUGCCCCAUUUAUUUGGUCUUUGGUGAUAAUAAGUUUUGUAAGAAAACAGUUCAAAGGUCCGGACUCCAGUGUAUUAAAUAACAUUAUUAAUUUAUUGUUCAUGCUUAUCCUA
Messenger RNA from Lycium ferocissimum, 1588 nucleotides. RefSeq lists its product as uncharacterized. The record is from RefSeq and is a predicted model, not a curated record. Lineage: Eukaryota; Viridiplantae; Streptophyta; Magnoliopsida; Solanales; Solanaceae. Bases 233 to 1354 code for a protein of 373 amino acids. The transcript is spliced from 6 exons.